Molecule: messenger RNA, 13038 nt
Organism: Akanthomyces muscarius
Lineage: Eukaryota; Fungi; Ascomycota; Sordariomycetes; Hypocreales; Cordycipitaceae
Exons: 2
Coding region: 1-13038 (4345 amino acids)
Biological process (GO): microtubule-based movement
Cellular component (GO): dynein complex
Molecular function (GO): ATP binding; ATP hydrolysis activity; dynein intermediate chain binding
Source: RefSeq, a predicted model, not a curated record
AUGGAGGUCUCGUCACCACCGGCGUCGGGGCUCGUCUCCAACGGCCUCUCGUCGCCGGCCCCUUUCCCGACCAUCGAGCCGGAGCGCGUGCUGGAUCACCUCGUCGCCGUCUGCGUGGUCGCCCUCGGUGCGAGCAAGGAGGAGCUUGAGCAACCAGGCAGCCUGCUGCACAGCUCUCGACACCCCGAGACGCUAGCUCGCUGCACGCGAUUUGCCAACGACAACCAAAACGUGCUCUACAUUCAAAAGGACAUUGCUGCGUCUUCCGCCGUUGAUGCUGGAAGCGACGUUGCCGUCCCCUCGUCAUUCCACUACACACUUACGACCGAAAUCUUGUCGUCUGCCACGACCGUCGCGUCUCUCGUCCUGCUAAAAUCACCACAGCCCAUCGACCCGAUUCGAUCGCUCACAUCCCAAAUAUUCAUCACCAACUUGCCCGGACCGGCUGCCCUCAAUGCUGUCGUCGGAGAGCAGGGCACCAGUAUUUCUCCGUGGGAGGUGCUACAUUCGCAGGUGCACCACGCUUUGGUCCCGUACUUUGACGCCAACACUAAGAGCCAGCAAGCUGCCAACGGGCUGCGUGGCCGCGCUGAUGUCGACGCAAAGACCGGGAUCCCCGUCACCAAGAAGAGGCUCAACGAUCUGGAGCUCAGCCUGCUCCAUCUCCAGCAGAACGUCGAUAUACCCGAAAUCUCUUUAACUUUUCACUCCAUGGUCCAGAGCGCGCUCGAAGAAGCCGACGCUCGCCAUGGCCGACCGUCCAUCGAUUCUAUACCACCGACGCUCCUCCAAGACAGCUCGUUCCUCAACCGCUUGCAGGCCAAUGUCAACACAUGGAUUAAGUCCAUUCAGGGCGUUACCAAGAUGACCAAGGACCCGUCAUCCCCCACCAACCAAGAGUUCAGCACCGCAAGCCAGGAAGUCAACUUUUGGUUGUCCAUGGAGUCGGCUUUGGAGGGCAUCGAGGGACAGCUUCGCAGCGAGGGUGUAUUGCUGACCCUGGAGAUUCUCAAGCACGCCAAGCGUUUCCAAGCGACUGUCAGUUUUACGGCCGAUACUGGUCUCAAGGAAGCCAUGGAAAAGGUGCAAAAGUACAACCAGCUCAUGCGAGACUUCCCACUAGAUGAGCUGCUGUCUGCGACGUCCCUACCCAAGGUCCAGGAAGCCAUUUCUCAAAUCUUCAAUCAUCUCAACAAGAAGCUGAGAAUUUGCCCAUACCCGAUCCGCAGAGCGCUGCCGCUGGUCGAAGCCAUCUCUGCCGAUUUGGAUGAUGUACUCCACCGACUGCUUCCCGGUACGGAGCUGGUCAACCUCGACUACCAGCAGUUCCAGACGAUUAUGCGCACGUGCGACGACAUCUUUCACACGUGGGAGGACAACAUCAAGGAAUUCACUAAUGUCGCUCGUGAAGUGACACGUCGCAGAAACGAAAAGUUCAUUCCUAUCAAGAUAAACAAGAAGCAUUCGGAACUUGAGUCACGCAUCAAAUAUGUUAGCACCUUUCGUGAUAACCACGAGCAGCUCCAGCGCACUAUUGUCAAUGUCCUUGGCCCCAAUGCUACCAUCACCGGAACUACGGAGACAACUACUACAAACGGCAUUGUGAUGGAGGAAAUGGGUGACGUUGACGCCGUCGAGGAGGUGCAGCAAGCUUGGGAAGCCCUGCAGAAUGUUGACCUCUUGGACGUUACCGAGCAAGGCAAGGAACGCUGGGUCCUGGCAGAGAACCUUUACAAUGAGCGCACGACAAGAGUAGAAAACUCUAUUAUUGCGCGCCUUCGUGAUCGCCUCGCCACUGCCAAGACGGCCAACGAAAUGUUCCGCGUUUUCUCCAAGUUCAACGCUCUUUUUGUGCGUCCCAAGAUUCGUGGCGCUAUCCAGGAGUACCAGAACCAGCUUAUGGACCAUGUCAAACAAGCCAUCAACGGUCUCCACGAGAGAUUCAAGCAGCAAUACGGCCACUCGGAAGCCCACGCAAUGGCUCAACUGCGCGACCUGCCCCCCGUAUCUGGUGCCAUUAUUUGGGCUCGCCAGAUUGAAUUCCAGCUAGAUGGCUACAUGCGCAAGGUAGAGGCUGUUCUUGGUCCUGACUGGACUAUCCAUGCUGAAGGCCACAAGCUUCAGGAGGAGAGUGAGCUGUUCAAGCACAAGCUCGAUACUGGUCGCAUCUACGAGGCAUGGCUUGCAGAUGUCGGUCGUCGCAAGAUCUCCAUCUCUGGCCAGCUAUUUGACAUCGCUCGCGUCCGAUCCGCUGGCGGCAUCUUGGAGCUUGCUGUCAACUUUGACCCUCAAAUUAUUACUCUCUUCAAAGAGACUCGAAAUCUGACGUGGCAGUCCUACUCUGUCCCGCACGCUGUCACCACUGUGUCCAAGGAUGCCAAGCGUGUCUACCCCUACGCUGUCAGUCUCAUGGAGAGCGUCAGAACCCUGUCCCAGACGCUUCGUCAAAUAUCUGUCAUGGGCGAGGAGUCUGUUCUGCUCAAUGGCUAUCGCAACGACGUCUAUAAGCUCAUUGCUGACGGUGUCCCUCUGCGAUGGGAGUCUUUCAUAAACUCCCAUGAACUCUUCUACACAGAUCAGCGGCAGACGAGAGCACUGCUACCUGGCGCCAACGACUACGGCCUGUCGAAGAACACGGAAAGUAAGCACGGCAUGUUUAUUCGUGGAUUUGCGGCAGCAGUCUCUGUGCUACAAACGAAGGCCGUUGCUUUGAGCUACAUUCACACCACAGUCGAACAGGCUCUGAAAGAGCUUGGCUCGUGCGACUAUGACUCUUCUGCCUUCCAGUCGAGACUUGACACUAUCCAGGCUGCCGUCGAUCAGCUGAACCUGGAGCAAUAUGUCAACCUCGAAUUCUGGGUGCGUGAUCUGAAUAAGAAAAUCCAGGCUGCACUGCUCGACCGUCUGCACACCGCCAUUCAAUCGUGGAUUGCUGCGUUUGAAGACGAGACAUCCGAGGGCACCCGUCGCAAAGUUACAUCUGAAGAUGAGCUCAAGCCUGCAGGACCAACAAUGAAACGCCUCGUUCUGGAAGUAGCCAUGCGCAAUCAGGUCAUCUAUCUCGACCCCCCCAUGGAGUACGCCAGAGCUAGCUGGUUCUUGCACUUGCACAAGUGGCUCGGCAUUGUAUGCAAUCUUCGUAAGAUCAAGGCUGCUCGCUACCAGAUGAGCCUCAACACUACCAUCACUGACGAGCCUCGCUUCACUCAUCUGCCUACUGAGUGUGCGGAUACACUCCAACGUGUCUACGUCUCUGUCGAAAAGAAGCUACAAGAAAUCAGCGCCUACGUGGACAAGUGGCUGCAGUUCCAGUCGCUCUGGGAUCUUCAGUCUGAGCAAGUUUAUGACAUGCUUGGUGAUCAUCUCCCACGCUGGCUAGAGUGCUUGCAAGAUAUCCGAAAGGUGCGCACCACCUUUGACACCCAGGAAGUCAGCCGCUCAUUUGGCCACCUUACCGUUGAUUACGACCAAGUGCAAACCAAAGUCAACGCCAAGUAUGAUCAGUGGCAACAGGAAAUUCUAAUCAAGUUUGCUGGCCGUCUUGGAACUCGCAUGCGCGAAGUCAAUGCCGAUAUUGAAAAGGCUCGCAAGAGUCUUGAAAGUCAGAGCUCCGACACCUCAUCCACAGCACAGGCGGUUCAAUUCAUCACUGCCGUUCAGACCUGCAAGAGAAACGUGAAGCUGUGGGCUCCGGAGAUUGACAUGUUCCGCCAAGGUCAGUCUACGCUUGUUCGCCAACGGUAUCACUUCCCCAACGACUGGCUACACAUUGAACAAAUCGACAGUCAGUGGGAAGCUCUGAAGGAGAUUCUCGAAAAGAAAUCUCGCGUUAUGGAGGAGCAGUCAGAUGCCAUGCGGGCCAACAUUAUUGCCCAAGACAAGCUUGUCAGUGGACGCAUCGCAGAGAUUGUGGCCCAAUGGAACGAGGACAAGCCCGUCUCUGGCACAAUUCAACCGGAUAUUGCUUCUGCGACGCUGAGCGGCUUCGAGACUCGUAUUUCCGCCAUCCAAGAGGACCUGCAACAAGUCAUUAAAGCCAAGGAAGCCCUCGACCUGCCUGGAGGCGCAGACAAUUCACUUGAGGCUACCUUGGAAGAAGUACGCGACUUUCAGUCUGUCUGGUCCAACUUGUCCACAAUCUGGGCCAACUUGAACGAAACUCGAGACAUUCUUUGGACAGCUGUUCAGCCCCGCAAGAUCCGUUCGAAGGUGGACGACCUCAUCAAGAGCACCAAGGAAAUGCCCAGUAGAAUGCGCCAAUACGCUGCAUUUGAACAUGUCCAGGGCAUCCUUCGUGGAUUCCUCAAAGUCAAUCCCAUUCUAUCCGACCUCAAGUCUGAUGCCAUCCGCGAGCGUCAUUGGCACAAGAUCUACAAGCAGAUUAAGCCGCAGAAGCGCUUUUCUCCUAGCUCCAUGACGCUCGGUGAUGUUUGGGACCUGAAUCUGGUUGCCACUGAAGUCAUUGUCAAAGACAUUAUUACCCAAGCCCAGGGUGAAAUGGCCCUCGAAGAAUUCCUCAAGCAGGUCCGUGAGACCUGGCAAAACUAUGCUCUGGAAAUGGUCAAUUACCAGAACAAAUGCCGGCUCAUCCGCGGCUGGGACGAUUUGUUCGCCAAGUGCAGUGAGAACCUGAACUCUCUGCAGGCCAUGAAGCACUCGCCCUACUACAAGGAAUUUGAGGAGGAAGCUGUCUCCUGGGAAGACAAACUGAACCGAGUCCACGUUCUCUUUGACGUCUGGAUUGACGUACAGCGACAGUGGGUCUAUCUCGAGGGUGUCUUUACUGGCAAUGCCGACAUAAAACAUCUCCUUCCUAUUGAGUCUGGCCGCUUCCAAAACAUCAACAGCGAAUUCCUGGCUGUUAUGAAGAAGGCCAACAAGACUCCUUACGUGCUCGAUGUUCUUAACAUCCCCAAUGCUCAAAAGUCUCUGGAGCGUCUGGCCGAGAUGUUGAACAAGAUCCAGAAGGCUCUCGGUGAAUACCUUGAGAAGGAACGUGUAUCCUUCCCUCGAUUCUACUUUGUCGGCGACGAAGACCUUCUUGAGAUGAUUGGUAACAGCAACGAUACUCUCCGUAUUGCCAAACACUUCAAGAAGAUGUUUGCAGGUCUUUCCGGCCUCAUCAUGGACGACGAGACAAUCAUUUCCGGAUAUACCUCCAAGGAAGGCGAAGUCGUCAUGCUGAAGAAGGAAAUUUCCCUGGCACAGACGCCACGCAUCAACGACUGGCUUGCUUUGCUUGAGAGUGGCAUGAAGACUAGCCUCGCUGAACUCCUUGCAGAGGCUGUUGAACAGUAUAAUCCCAUCUUCCAGACCGGCACGAUUGACACCACCGCACUCCGCCAGUAUAUGGAAGUUUUCCCCAGCCAGAUCGUGGUUCUCGCUUCUCAGGCUGUCUGGACGACUGCUGUUGAAGAAUCUCUUACCAAUGGCGGCCAGACUCUCCAAGAGCUCUUUGAACGAGAGGUUCAAAUUCUGCGUGUGCUUGCCGACACCGUUCUUGAGGAGCUGCCCGUUAUCCUCCGCAAGAAGUGCGAACAGAUGAUCACCGAGUGCGUCCAUCAGCGAGACGUGAUUGAGAAAUUGGUGGCCGCCAACGCGGAUUCACCUACACACUACCUCUGGCAGCUGCAGAUGCGCUACGUUUACUCACCCCAGGGCCCUGCCAUUGAUCGCCUGCACAUCCUGAUGGCCAAUGCUAAGCUCAACUACGGCUUCGAGUAUCUCGGUGUCCCCGAACGCCUUGUGCGCACACCUCUUACGGACCGAUGCUUUUUGACGCUGACACAGGCCCUUUGCCAACGUCUUGGUGGUUCCCCUUACGGACCUGCCGGUACUGGUAAAACCGAAUCCGUCAAGGCACUUGGUGUGCAGCUCGGAAGAUUCACUCUCGUUUUCUGCUGUGACGACACUUUUGAUUUCCAGGCCAUGGGUCGUAUCUUCCUCGGUAUCUGCCAGGUCGGCGCUUGGGGUUGCUUUGACGAGUUCAACCGUCUCGAGGAGCGUAUCCUGUCUGCCGUUUCGCAGCAGAUUCAGAACAUUCAGCUUGGCCUGAAACGCGGUGGUGAGAAUGAUGACACACAGAUCGACCUUAUUGGACGUCAACUGCGCGUUAAUGAGAACACGGGUAUCUUCAUCACCAUGAACCCUGGCUAUGCAGGCCGUUCCAACCUGCCCGACAACUUGAAGAAGCUCUUCCGCAGUGUUGCCAUGUCGAAGCCUGACAAGGAGCUCAUCGCCGAAGUCAUGCUUUACUCUCAGGGUUUCAACCAAGCCAAGAAGCUUUCCAAGCAAGCUGUUCCGUUCUUCGACAUGUGCUCCAAGCAGCUCUCCAAGCAGGCUCAUUACGAUUUUGGACUGCGUGCGCUCAAAAGUGUUUUGGUCAGCUCUGGUGGUCUCAAGCGCGCUCGUCUCACCGACGGCAAUCUUGGUGCAGAAGAACUUGUCGAGCCCGAAAUUAUUGUGCAGAGUGUCCGUGAAACAAUCGCCCCCAAGCUAAUCAAGUCUGAUGUCGAUAUUAUGACAGGCAUCGAAGGCGAGUGCUUUCCCGGCGUUCAAUAUGUGCCGGCGAACUUGCAUGCUCUCGAGGAGGCUAUUCGUGCGAUUGCGGCCGAGAGACAUUUGGUCGUUACUGAUAUAUGGAUGACCAAGAUCCUCCAGCUAUACCAGAUUCAAAAUAUCCACCACGGUGUCAUGAUGGUUGGAAACUCUGGUAGCGGAAAGUCGGCCGCUUGGAGACUGCUGCUCGACGCUCUUCAACGCGUCGAGGGCACCGAAGGUGUUUCUCACGUCAUCGACUCCAAGGUCAUGUCAAAGGAAGCCCUCUAUGGUAACCUCGACUCCACCACUCGUGAGUGGACUGACGGUCUCUUUACGAGCAUUCUGCGAAAGAUUGUCGAUAACCUGCGUGGUGAGGAUUCCAAACGCCACUGGAUCGUCUUUGAUGGUGACGUCGAUCCCGAAUGGGUUGAAAACCUGAACAGUGUUCUCGACGACAACAAGCUGCUCACCCUGCCUAAUGGUGAGCGUCUGAACCUGCCCUCCAACGUCCGCAUCAUGUUUGAAGUUGAGACCCUCAAGUACGCCACUCUGGCUACUGUCUCUCGUUGCGGUAUGGUUUGGUUCAGCGAAGAAACUGUUACGCCCAACAUGGUCAUCACGCACUAUCUCGAGUCGCUGCGCAACGUGCCGUUUGAGGAUCUUGAUGAAGACAGUGUCGCCACUGGCCAGAGCGCUGCCAAGACACUCGCAGUGCAGAGCCAGGCUGCGGACCUUCUUCAGGGCUAUCUCGAAGGCGAUGACUUUGUCAUGCAAGCCCUUGAAAAGGCUGAAAAGUAUAACCACAUCAUGGAGUUUACCGUUGCUCGUGUGCUCACCACGCUGUUCUCUCUUCUCAACAAGGCUGUUCGCGACACGAUUGAGUACAAUGGCCAGCACUCUGACUUCCCUCUGGAAUUGGAGCAAGUCGAGGCUUUCCUGCCCAAGAGACUACUACUCGCUCUUGUCUGGGCCUUUACUGGUGACUGCCCGCUUGGUGACCGCAAAGCCUUUGGCGAUGAGAUUUGCGCCUUUGCCAACUUUGGCUCCCCGCCUCUGGACGGUUCCAGCUCACUCAUUGACUUCGAUGUCAAUCUGCCCAAGGCCGAGUGGAACCCGUGGCAGACUCAGGUGCCAUCUAUUGAGGUCAACACCCACUCAAUCAUUCAAACUGAUGUUGUCAUUCCUACGCUGGAUACUGUGCGCCACGAAGACGUUUUGUACUCUUGGCUGGCCGAGCACAAGCCUCUCCUGCUGUGCGGUCCUCCCGGUUCCGGUAAAACAAUGACACUCUUCAGUGCCCUUCGCAAGCUGCCCAACAUGGAAGUCGUCGGCCUCAACUUUUCUAGCGCCACUACACCAGACCUCCUGAUCAAGACUUUUGAGCAGUACUGCGAGUACAAGAAGACAUUGAACGGGGUUAUGCUCUCGCCUACGCAGAUUGGACGCUGGCUUGUUGUGUUUUGCGAUGAAAUCAACUUACCUGCCCCUGACAAGUAUGGAACUCAGCGCGCCAUUUCCUUCCUACGUCAGCUUGUUGAGCACAACGGUUUCUGGCGCACAUCGGACAAGUCAUGGGUUACUCUGGACCGAAUUCAAUUCGUUGGAGCUUGUAACCCUCCCACCGACGCCGGCAGAACGCCCAUGGGCGCCAGGUUCCUGCGCCACGCUCCUCUUAUCAUGGUUGACUACCCCGGUGAGCUGUCUCUCAACCAGAUUUACGGCACAUUCAACUCGGCCGUGCUGAAGAUUAUCCCUGCUCUUCGCGGAUAUGCCGAGCCACUCACGCAAUCCAUGGUUCGCUUCUACCUGGAGUCGCAGAAGCGCUUCACGCGCGAGAUCCAGCCACACUACGUAUACAGUCCUCGUGAACUUACUCGCUGGGUGCGUGGUGUCUACGAAGCUAUCAAGCCGCUCGAGACGCUGUCAAUUGAAGGUCUCAUACGCAUCUGGGCUCACGAAGCUCUCCGUUUAUUCCAGGAUCGUCUCGUGGCUGAGGACGAGCGCAAGUGGACUGAGGAUUCAGUUCGCAAGAUUGCUUUACAAUAUUUCCCUACCAUUGACGAGGAAAAGGCCCUUGGAGGACCGAUCCUAUUCUCUAACUGGCUGUCAAAGAAUUACAUCCCCGUUGAUCGCGAGCAAUUGCGAGAAUUCGUCAAGGCCCGUCUCAAGACUUUCUGCGAGGAAGAGGUUGAUGUUCCUCUCAUCCUCUUCAACGACGUGCUGGAGCAUGUGUUGCGCAUUGACCGUGUGUUCCGCCAGCCUCAGGGUCACUUGAUUCUGAUUGGUGUCAGCGGUUCCGGAAAGACGACCCUUUCCCGCUUCGUCGCCUGGAUGAACGGUCUCAAGGUGUUCCAGAUCAAGGUCCAUGGCAAGUAUUCCGCCGAAGACUUUGACGAUGAUUUGCGUGAGGUCCUGCGCCGCUGCGGCUGCAAGGGUGAAAAGAUUUGCUUCAUCAUGGAUGAGUCCAACGUCUUGGAUUCUGGCUUCCUCGAGCGUAUGAACACUCUGCUUGCCAACGCCGAAGUCCCUGGUCUAUUUGAAGGCGACGAAUAUGCAGCCCUGAUGACUGCGUGCAAGGAAGGUGCGCAACGCCAGAACUUGCACCUGGACUCCCCGGAAGAACUGUACAAGUGGUUCACGCAGCAGAUUGUAAACAACCUGCACGUUGUCUUCACCAUGAACCCACCGGAGGAUGGUCUCUCUUCCAAGGCUGCUACCAGUCCCGCCUUGUUCAACCGUUGCGUGCUCAACUGGUUUGGAGACUGGAGCGACCAAGCACUGUUCCAGGUUGGCCACGAACUUACCCAGUCUAUUGACCUGGAUAAGAGCAGCUGGUCCGCACCUGAUACUGUGCCUGUUGCUUAUCGCGGCCUCGUCCUGCCGCCCUCUCACCGCGAGACCAUUGUCAACUCUAUGGUGUACAUCCACUACUCACUCGCGAGAUACAACGAGAAGCUGUACAAACAACAGAAGAAGAUCACUUUCCUUACCCCACGUCACUUCCUGGACUUUGUGGGCCAAUAUGUCAAAUUGUACACUGAGAAGCGUGAAGAUUUGGAGGAACAGCAACGCCAUCUGAAUGUUGGUCUCGAGAAGCUGAGAGACACUGUCGACAAGGUGCGCGACCUUCGAGUCAGCCUGGCUGAGAAGAAAGCGCAGCUUGAGCAGAAGGAUGCCGAGGCGAACGAAAAGCUGCAGCGCAUGGUUGCUGACCAGCGCGAGGCAGAACAGAGGAAGAAUACGUCGUUGGAGAUUCAGGCUUCUUUGGAGAAGCAGGAGGCGGAAGUGGCGUCGCGAAAGAAGGUUGUGUUGGAGGAUCUCGACAAGGCCGAGCCCGCCGUCGAGGAGGCCAGGGCCAGUGUCAGCAACAUCAAGCGUCAGCACCUGACUGAAGUUCGAUCCAUGGGUAAUCCGCCGCAGGGUGUCAGACUUGCGCUGGAUGCCGUCUGCACGCUGCUUGGCCACAGAAUCAAUGACUGGAAGGCUGUCCAGGCCAUUAUUCGCAAGGACGACUUUAUUGCCAGCAUUCUCAUGUUUGACAAUGGCAAGCAAAUGACCAAGACGCUGCGAAACAAGAUACGCAACGAAUUCUUGUCCCUUCCCGACUUUACCUUUGAAAAGGUCAACCGCGCCUCCAAGGCGUGCGGUCCCCUCGUCCAAUGGGUCACUGCUCAGGUCAACUACUCGGAUAUUCUCGACCGCGUUGGCCCCCUAAAGGAGGAAGUUACGCAGCUUGAGGAGCAGGCUCUGCAGACGAAGGCCAACGCCAAGGCUGUUGAGAACAAUAUUGCAGAGCUUGAGUCCAGCAUCAACACUUACAAGACCGAAUAUGCUGCACUUAUCAGCGAGACCCAAGCGAUCAAGUCGGAAAUGUCCAAAGUCCAGUUCAAGGUCGACCGCAGUGUCCGCCUGCUGGAUAGCCUCUCCUCGGAACGUACCCGAUGGGAGGAAGGUAGCAAGUCUUUUGAAACCCAAAUCAGCACCUUGGUCGGCGACGUUCUGGUUGCUGCCGCCUUCCUUGCGUACAGUGGUCUGUACGACCAGCAAUUCAGAAAGUCCAUGAUGGAUGACUGGCUCCACCAGCUCUAUCUCUCUGGCAUCCAGUACAAGUCGCCUAACCCCGUCACCGAGUACCUGUCAAGUGCCGAUGAGCGCCUGGGCUGGCAAGAAAACUCACUGCCAGUGGAUGACCUUUGCACCGAAAACGCAAUCAUCCUCAAGCGUUUCAACCGUUAUCCGUUGAUCAUUGACCCCUCUGGCAGAGUUACGGAAUUCCUGCAGAAGGAGUGCAAGGAUCGGCGCUUGACCGUAACCAGCUUCCUGGAUGACACGUUUACGAAGCAACUUGAAUCCUCGCUUCGUUUCGGUAACCCCAUCUUGAUUCAGGAUGCCGAGCACCUUGACCCAAUUUUGAACCAUGUUCUCAACAAGGAAUACCAGCGCACUGGUGGUCGUGUCCUUAUCCAGCUUGGUAAGCAGGAAAUUGAUUUCUCGCCAGCCUUUAAGCUGUAUCUCUCGACCCGGGAUCCAUCAGCCACUUUUGCUCCCGAUAUUUGCAGUCGUACCACCUUUGUCAACUUCACCGUCACGCAAAGCAGUUUGCAGACGCAAUCGCUCAACGACGUCCUCAAGUCGGAGCGUCCUGACGUGGACGAGCGACGUUCCAACCUCAUCAAGCUGCAGGGCGAAUUCAAGGUCCAUCUGCGACAGCUGGAGAAGCAGCUCUUGCAGGCCCUCAACGAGUCGCGCGGUAACAUUUUGGACGACGACAACGUCAUUGAGACGCUAGAGACGCUCAAGAGAGAGGCGGCCGAAAUAUCUGCCAAGAUGAGCAACACGGAAGGCGUCAUGGCUGAAGUGGAAGAGAUUACGCAGCAAUACAGCGUCAUUGCCCGAGCCUGCAGUGCUGUUUUCGCUGUGCUCGAGAACCUUCACUACCUCAAUCACUUUUACCAGUUCUCGCUACAGUACUUUUUGGACAUUUUCCAGUCUGUGCUGCACAACAACCAGAGUCUGGCCAAUGUGACCAAUCACAACGACCGUCGGGACAUUAUUGUCAAGGAAUUGUUCAUCAACACCUUCAAACGCACAGCUCUCGGGUUGCUGCAAAAGGACCGUGUUGCGCUGGCUCUGUUGCUUGCACAAGCGACGCCGUACAAAAUGGACAAAUCUCUUCUUGACAUGGUGCUGGACAAGAGAUUCGAAGGGCGCGAUCUGUCUUCGAACCCCGAGGCGAGAGACGAAGCCAUGGCCGAAGCGAGAAAGAUUGGCGCGCUGAAGGAGUUGCUCGAUGAAGUUGCCACGUCCGGCUGGGAUAAGUUCUUCACCGAGGAGCUUGCCGAGAAUGCUGUACCCAAAAUCUGGAGCGACAGUGCCAAUGCCAUGGACCAAGCCCUGCUUGCGCUCCUGCUGGUCAAGUGCUUCCGAAUGGAUCGUUUUGUGCCUGCGGCUGAGCGCUUUGUCUCACAAGUCUUUGGAGCCGAAACAUUCGAUAUUGUGGAAGAUCUCAAGAAUACGGCCAUGCAAGUGUCUGCUACGCUGCCGGUUGCUCUUGUGUCUACGCCUGGUUUCGAUGCUAGUUACAAGGUGGACAAUCUGGUGGAGAGAGUCAAGGUCAAGUGCACCAACAUUGCCAUGGGAUCCAAUGAAGGACUGGCGAGCGCCGACAAGGCCAUAACGAGUGCGGCAGAGACGGGAUCAUGGGUCCUCGUCAAGAAUGUUCAUUUGGCGCCCACGUGGCUACAGAGCCUGGAGAAGCGCAUGGACUCACUAAACCCGCACAAGGAAUUCCGUCUCUUCCUAUCCAUGGAAUCGAGCCCCAAGAUUCCGGUCAACCUGCUCCGUGCGUCGCGCGUGCUCAUGUACGAGCAGCCUGCAGGUGUUCGUGCCAAUAUGAAGGACUCGAUGUCGUCCCUGUCGACGCGAGCCACGAAGAGCCCGGUGGAGAGGUCGCGUCUUUACCUGCUCAUCUCGUUUUUGCACGCCGUUGUGCAGGAGAGGUUGCGAUAUGCGCCUACCCUUGGGUGGAAGGGUUUCUGGGAGUUCAACGACAGCGACUACGAAUGCUCUGCUUUCAUUAUUGAUACUUGGCUGGACACUGUGGCUGGCAACCGCACCAACAUUGCGCCACAGAACAUCCCGUGGGACAUGAUUCGGUACCUUGUGACGGAGACGUAUGGUGGCAAGGUGGAUGACGAGGGCGACUUUGGUAUGCUGCGACAGCUGGUGCACCAGAUGCUGACGCCUGCGGCGUACGAUGUGGACCACAAGCUUGUGGAGGGACCAGAUGGCGGACUGACGGUGCCAUCAGGCACGAGCCUGGAGGACUUUGUGGCUUGGGUGCACAAUCUGCCUGAGCGUGAGCCGCCGACGUACCUGGGCCUGCCGGCGAAUGCAGAGAAGCUGCUGCUGGGCGGGCUGGGACGCAGCUUAGUUGAGAAUGUGCGAAGCGUGACGGAGAUUUUGGAUGAGGGAGAGCAGCUGAUGGCUGAUGGCUGA